This is a messenger RNA of Talaromyces proteolyticus, 1857 nucleotides long. RefSeq names its product putative C6 transcription factor. Gene Ontology annotation, biological process: response to xenobiotic stimulus; regulation of DNA-templated transcription; DNA-templated transcription. The transcript has a single exon. The coding region runs from base 1 to 1857 and encodes 618 amino acids. The record is from RefSeq and is a predicted model, not a curated record. Gene Ontology annotation, molecular function: DNA-binding transcription factor activity, RNA polymerase II-specific; DNA binding; zinc ion binding. NCBI's taxonomy places the organism in Eukaryota, Fungi, Ascomycota, Eurotiomycetes, Eurotiales, Trichocomaceae.
AUGCGCCAACGCGCCCGAUAUGCAUGUGUUCCAUGUCGUCAACGCAAGCGCAAAUGCGACGGACAAUUUCCAUGCUCGACAUGCACGGGCUAUGGCUAUGAAUGUCAAUAUAGCGGUGGAAACAGCAACAACACUCGCGGCACCCAAGAGCCUAGCGCCACGGUCUUGCCAAAAAGUCUAUCGCAGAAAAGGAAACCCUCGGCGGCUGGUCUCGACGACUUGUCGACGCCUUCGCCUGCAUCUCUGAAAACCAACAGAUCAUCCUCAAGCAAACGUGGCUUUGGCGAUGAAGUGUCCUCGCUGAAAGAGGACCGUCCGGCUGCGAAUGGCUUCCUGUUACCUCUCAAAGGCCGAUUCAUCGGCCGCCAUUCUUUAGUCGCAUUUCCGCAAUGGGUGGGAAUGGCCCUGCAGUCAGCGACGCCGCCUAGAGUUCACUCCUUCGCCUACAACACCGGCGUAAGGCGUGAACUGUCCUACUCAGUCAUCUUCGACUUGCCCGGUUAUAUUACCUGGGCCGAAGUGCAAGACGCAAUUAAAAUCUACGGCUCUGUUAUCCACCCCAUCUUCGGCUUUCUCGAUAUCGACAACCUCCUCCGCCGAUGCCAUGGGCACUGGCACAGCAAGCACCAGGGCUCGUACUUCGAGGCCCUGAUCUGCGGGGUCAUCGGGCUGGCAUCGCUGUUCUCGAAGCUACUGUGCGAGAAUCGAGAAUUGCGCAUCAUACAACACGCGCGCGAGCUUCUCGAUGACCCCGACACAGGCCGCUUUCCAACCCUCGACACCAUCUCAGCAUGGAUCCUGCGCACCAUCUACACCCGCUCCACCAGCAGGCCUGGUGUCACGUGGCUGUACAGCUGCACCACCAUGCAUCUCUGCGAAAGUAUCGGCGCAUACACAGAGCCCGAGACAAGCGUCGAGAACGCUGGGAAGCAGCAGCAACAAACCCUCGCCCAAGCCCGCGACACCCGUGCACGUAUCGCCAUCGUCGCGCGCUGUCUGCACGUCUUCAUAUCCUACGAACACGGGCGCUCGACCGUCGAAAUGGGACCGAUCCCCGAACACAACGUGAUUACACGACAGGGGGAUCUAACGCUGCAAUUCAACGCCCUGAUCAACGCUCUCCCACCAGAUAGCGGCAGCCACGAUGCCUUCUCACGCCGACAAGAACUGUGCAUUGCCCUAACCAAACUCCUCGCCACGCCGACCUCGCACGAAUUCUUCACUCUGCUCCGGACAGACCUCUGUCUCGCCAUCUACCGGCGUCUCCGCCUGCUCGAUCUCGGCAUUAAGCACGAGCAACUCGAGCAGGUACUGCAGGCCGGCAAAGCGGCGCUGGCGGCCGCACGGAUCUUGGUGUUGCGGAAUCAUCCUUGGUGGAAUACUGUCGGCACGGUGUUUCAGUUUAUAUGCGUUUUACUGGCUAUUGAUAAUUCUGAUGGUCUUGCUGCGAUGACAGAGGCGAUGGAGACCCUGGAGACGAUUGCGAAGCAUCUCCAGACACACCUUGCAGAAGAAGCGCUGAGUACGGCGCGGAUGUUGGUGCGAGCGAUGACAGAGAAGAAGAGGAGGGAGGUUGGGGCCUUGGAGAAUAUGGCGGCGGCGUCGUCGUCAGAGAGGAUUGCAGAUAUUGCUGCUCCUGAUGUUAGUACUACAAUUAAUACAGCGGGAAGUGAAUCGGGUUUGUCCCUGCCCGUUGCGAAUGCAGACCUAGCCACCGAUGCUGCUGUUAUUCAGCAGUGGAAUGGGAUGGUAGAUUUUACAGAUCCGCUGUGGAAUUGGGAUGCUUUUUUCGAGCCGCCUAUGGUGACAUUGGUGACGCCGCCGCCGUUUGGGGAUCCGAGUUUACAGUGGGGAUAA